Neoarthrinium moseri is the source of this 1869-nucleotide messenger RNA. RefSeq lists its product as uncharacterized. The transcript has 8 exons. Gene Ontology annotation, biological process: protein dephosphorylation. Lineage: Eukaryota; Fungi; Ascomycota; Sordariomycetes; Amphisphaeriales; Apiosporaceae. Bases 1 to 1869 code for a protein of 622 amino acids. Gene Ontology annotation, molecular function: protein phosphatase regulator activity. Gene Ontology annotation, cellular component: protein phosphatase type 2A complex; cytoplasm. The record is from RefSeq and is a predicted model, not a curated record.
AUGGCUGACGCGCCUGCUGCGAGCGAUGAGCUCUACCCCAUCGCCGUGCUCAUAGACGAGCUCAAGCAUGACGAUGUCCUCCUCCGCCUGAACGCAAUCCACCGCCUCUCGACAAUUGCCCUGGCCCUCGGCGCUGAGCGCACCCGCGAGGAGCUCAUCCCCUUCCUUGACGAAUCCGUCGAAGACGAAGACGAGGUCCUCGUCGCCCUCAGCGAAGAGCUCGGCAGCUUUAUCGAAUACGUCGGCGGCCCGCAAUGGGGUCACGUCCUGCUGUCGCCCCUCGAGAACCUCGCUGCCAUCGAGGAGCCCGUCGUCAGAGACAAGGCUGUCGAGUCGCUUAACAAGAUCUGCGACCACCUGUCGCCCCAGCAGGUCGAAGAGUACUUCAUUCCCCUCACCAUCCGCCUCUCCAAAGCCGACUGGUUCACCUCCAAGGUCUCGGGAUGCGGUCUAUACACCGCCCCCUACUCCAAGGUCUCCCCGCCCGUCCAAGAGUCCCUGCGCCAGCAGUUCGGCCUCCUGGUGCACGAUGAGACCCCCAUGGUCCGCAGACAGUCGGCCACCAACCUGGCCAAGUUCGUCAAGGAGAUGCCCGCCGCCAUCGUCGUCGAUGAAAUGAUACCCCUCUUCCAGCACCUCGCCCAGGACGACCAGGACAGCGUGCGUUUACUCACAGUCGAGAUCCUCAUCUCCAUCGCCGAGGUCGUCCCCAAGGAGCAGCAGGCCAGCCACGGAGUUCUACUCACAUCUCUACGCAACCUGAUAGAGGACAAGAGCUGGAGAGUUCGUUACAUGAUCGCCGAUAGGUUCGAGAAGAUCGCGAAAGCAGUAGACGAGGAGGUUGUCUCGAGGGAUCUGGUGCCUGCGUUUGUCAAGCUGCUGAAGGAUAACGAGGCCGAGGUGCGGACCGCCAUUGCUGGGCAGAUUCCCGGCUUCUGUGCCCUGGUCGACAGGACGACGCUGUUGAACGACAUCAUGGGCAAUGUGGAAGACCUCGUCUCUGACACAUCUCAACAUGUUCGUGCCGCAUUGGGCACCCAGAUCAGCGGCCUUGCACCCAUUCUUGGCAAGCAGGAAACCAUCGACCACUUGCUCCCCAUGUUCUUGCAGAUGUUGAAGGAUGAGUUCCCUGAAGUUCGCCUUCACAUCAUCUCCAAGCUCGAGCUCGUCAACCAAGUCAUCGGAAUCGACCUCUUGUCCCAAUCCCUUCUGCCUGCCAUUGUCCAGCUGGCCGAGGACAAGCAGUGGAGAGUCAGACUUGCUAUCAUCGAGUACAUCCCUCUCUUGGCUAGCCAAUUGGGUGUCAAGUUCUUCGAUGAGAAGCUCAGUGGCCUGUGCAUGGGCUGGCUUGGCGACACCGUCUUCUCCAUCAGAGAGGCUGCCACGCAUAACCUGAAGAAGUUGACCGAAGUCUUUGGUGUUGAGUGGGCUAGUGAGGCCAUCAUCCCUAAGGUCAUGGCCAUGGGCUCCCACCCCAACUAUCUGUACAGAAUGACGACCUGCUUCGCAAUUACGACACUAUCCACCGUUGUGAGCUUGGACGUGAUCGGCAAAUCCAUUCUGCCCAUGAUGGACAAGCUGGUGGAAGAUGACAUCCCCAACAUCCGCUUCAACGUCGCCAAGACGUAUGCUGCUCUUAUCGACGUGCUCAAGCGGCUACCCGAGACGGGCACGACCUACGAGCUGGAGAAGGCGGGCGCCAAGGAUCACACGGCGUCGCCCAAGUCUCUGGAGCUCAUCAACGAGCGGGUCCUGCCCAGUUUGGAGAAGCUACAGAAGGAUGACGACGUGGACGUCAGGUACUUCGCGACGACAGCGGCUGCGGCCAUUCCUGGCCAAGGUGGAGAACCAAUGAACACGUCACCGUAG